CUCUCCCUCCGCCCAGUUUCCACCGGUUCCCUCGCUCAGCAGUACGCCCACCCCAGCGCCACUCUGCAUCCCCACAGCCCCCACCCGCAGCCGUCGGCCACCCCCACGGGGCAGCAACAGACGCAGCACGGCGGGAAUCACCCGGCCCCCAGCCCGGUGCAGGCCCACCAGCACCAGGCGGCCCAGGCCCUCCACCUGAGCGGCGCCCAGCAGCAGUCGGCCCUCUACCACACCGGCCUGGCCCCAACGCCUCCCUCCAUGGUGCCCGGCUCCAGCGCCCAGUCUCCGCAGAGCAGCUUCCCGGCCGCCCAGCAGACCGUCUUCGCCAUCCACCCGUCCCACGUCCAGCCGGCCUACGCCAACCCGCCCCACAUGGCCCACGUCCCCCAGGCCCAUGUGCAGUCCGGCAUGGCUCCUUCCCACCCAUCUGCCCAUGCUCCAGUGAUGCUCAUGACGACGCAGCCGCCGCCCGGAGGGCACCAGGCCAUCGCCCAGAGCGCACUGCAGCACAUUCCAGUGUCGAGCGCCACUCACUUCCCCUAUAUGACACACCCUUCAGUUCCCACUCACCAUCAACAACAGUUGUAAAGCUGACCCGGAGUAACUGAGGCUGGAUCCCUCUUUUUGUUUUUGUUUUUUUUUCUUUAAAAAAAAAAAAAGGCCAAAUACCUUUCUUUUCUUUCUUCUGCUUCAUCCAACUUGGAAGCACAGAAACAAAAAAGCGAAACGAAACAAACAAAAAAAACCCCUUAGUAUUUCACUUAUUUUUUAAGGCGAGAGCAAAAAAAAAACCAACCCAAGAGCCCAGGUGUGUCGCAUCCGGUAGGAAGGCUAAGAUCGUUGCCAACUUUUCCCGUGGGAGAACUUUUGGACCGAGUCAAAACGCAAGUCGGUCCCUUCCCGGGGGGUGGGUGGGGGGGAUGAUUCCAUGUGUCAAAGAAACUAAAAUCACCCUGCCCCUCCCCCCCCCAAGUUCGCUUGCAGAAAAAGAAAAAGGAAAAGCUAUUUAUUUUUUAAAACGGCCCUUCAGAGUAAUUGGAUUCCCGAUUCCUUAAGAGGAGAACAAGGACGAGGAGAGAGUCUCGUUGCUGUUCUCACUAAAAAAAAUAAUAGCAAAUAGUAAUUACGAAAAAAAUCAAGACCCUAAACAAAAAUCCCUUUUACCGCUAACUAAACUUAAAAAAGAGGUUUUGUGGGGGGAGGGGUAGAAAAGAAAUUUAAUGGUCAAAUGGAUAUGGAUUUAUUAUUUAUAAAAAAAAAUCAUGUUUGAAGGGGGAAAGAGUAACCGCUGUCCCAGGGCAGCGGUCUAACUUUUAAGUUAAGAGGAAAACUUACUUUGUAGAUAAUAUAAAAUAAAAACUAAAAAAAAA
Messenger RNA from Notechis scutatus (mainland tiger snake), 1370 nucleotides. NCBI's taxonomy places the organism in Eukaryota, Metazoa, Chordata, Lepidosauria, Squamata, Elapidae. The record is from RefSeq and is a predicted model, not a curated record.